Molecule: messenger RNA, 4322 nt
Organism: Drosophila novamexicana
Lineage: Eukaryota; Metazoa; Arthropoda; Insecta; Diptera; Drosophilidae
Gene: unc-5
Product: netrin receptor unc-5
Exons: 9
Coding region: 1-3237 (1078 amino acids)
Biological process (GO): netrin-activated signaling pathway; motor neuron axon guidance
Cellular component (GO): membrane
Molecular function (GO): protein binding; netrin receptor activity
Source: RefSeq, a predicted model, not a curated record
AUGACGUCGUCGUCGUCGUCGUUGCACAAAGCCGGAAAUGUGAUUAUAGUUUUAGUCAGCCUGCAGCUAAUGUGGCUAAAAUUGGCCGGCUGUCGGGAUUUGCCUUUGGGCAGCGAUUACGGCAGCAUGUCCGCCUCCGUGGAGGAUGUGGACCUUGUCGAGCCGCUGGUCACCGAACAGACAGCGCCGCAUCAACGCCUCAACCUGGAGUCUGGACUCAACAGCAGCGAGGAUGGCCGAGCGCCGGCUGCUGCGGCCGGCGGCGGCACAGCUUCCGUUAUGGGCGCCGGCACUUUGCUGGAGGAGUUUAACGGCGGCAAACUGAGCCCGGCGGAGGCCAGCAACACGCUGCCCAUAUUCCUCAGCGAGCCGGAGAGCGUUUUUGUGGUCAAGAAUCGGCCGGCAGUGCUCAAGUGCAAGGCAUCUCAUGCCCUGCAGCUGCACUUCAAAUGCAGCGGCAGUUCCCAGCCGCCGCCUUCGACGCACGACAAGCACGUGGAUCCGCACACGGGCGUCCACAUGGAGGAGGUCACAGCCACCAUACAUCGCGAUCUUGUCGAUGAAUAUUUUGGCAAGGGCCCCUUCAAGUGCGAGUGCCAGGCGUGGUCGUCGCGCGGCGUGGUCAAGAGUCAAGCGGCCACGGUCCAUAUUGCAUACAUUCGCAAGUCCUUUGGCCAGUCGCCCACCUCGUUGCGCCUGGAGCUGGGCAGCCGUGCGGAACUGCAUUGCGAGCCGCCCGGCGGCUUUCCGGAGCCGAAGCUCAGCUGGCACAAGAACAAUGCGCUUAUAACUGGCGACAGCGACACGGGUAUCACUGUUAGCGGCAGUACGCUCACCUUUCGCCAGGUGGCGCUGCAGCAUAUGGCCAACUACAGCUGCAGCGCCGAGAAUUUGGCCGGCAAACGUGUCUCCGAUUCGGCUGUGCUCAUUGUCUAUGUUAACGGCGGCUGGAGCGCCUGGAGCCCAUGGCGCGAGUGCAAAUGCAGCGGUAAACCGAGUCAGGGCCGCAAGCGAACGCGCACCUGCACCAACCCGAUGCCCUUGAAUGGGGGCGCCCAAUGCGCCGGCCCCCAGGUACAAAAGUCGGCGGACUGUGCCGCAUGUCCAGAGGACACUCAAAUUGUGAGCGCUGAUGGAUUUGACAUUUCGUCGAGUAAGCGCAUUGCUCGGUGGUCGUCGUGGAGCGAGUGGAGCGUCUGCUCCGCGGAAUGCAUACAAGUGCGUCGCAGAAAAUGUGUGACGCACGCCACAGUUGCCGCCGAUGUGGCAGAUGAGGCUGGCGAGCUGCUGCUGCUGACUGGCGGAGUGGGCGCCGCAGCACUCAGCUCAAGCAGCGAUGGCGACGGCGACGCUGAUGGCUCAGGAUAUGGCAAAUCAUUGUGCGCCGGAAAAGACAUACAAACGGCCGAAUGCCGUGGAGAGCAAUGCCAGAUUGGCAAGGAUGACUUCGAUUGGACACUGUACUUGGGUCUGGCCUUCAUCACAGCCGUUUGCUUUGCCUUCGGCACCGCGCUCAUCUGCUGCGCCCGCCGCGGCAUUCGCCACAAUCCGCACUACAACAUGGCCCGCUCAGUUAUGGACGCGGAUUAUAUGCCCGGCGUUGUCGAUAAGAAGGAGAUGCGCAUGCACAUCGAGGCAGCCAAUUUGGGAUACGAUUAUGUCAAUCCCGGACAUCGUUAUUUGCCCGGCGAGCACAUCGUCGGCCUGGGCGUCGGCUGCGGCGGCGUCACGGAACAUCACUACGAUGUGCCCAACCUGGCGGCCAACUACACGAAUCCUAUAGAUGACCUGAGCGCGGAUUAUCUAUCCGAAACGGGCGACUCCUCCACAGCGGACACCUCCAAUUCCACGUUCGACAUGAACGCCAAGCUCUCCAUACUGAACGCCUCGAAGAGCAGCAGCUACGAGCUGCUGGGCAGCAACGGCGGCCAGCUGCGUCUGUAUGGCGGCGAGCUGUUGCUCUUUGUGCCGGAGCUGGCCAUUGGCAAGCAUCUGAAGAAGCACGUCUCCCUGAUGCUGCUGAGCGACGAGUGCAGUCGAAUUGCCUGCGCCACGGACAGCUCCAUACUGUGCAGCAGCGUGGUGCAUUGUGCGCCCCGAAACUAUGGCUUCAUCAAGCCCGUGAUACUCCGGAUACCGCAUUGCCUGCUGGCGCCGGAGCAAUGGCAUGUGCACAUCUACCAUGCGGACAGCGAGCAGGACGAUCUGAAUGUCGGCUGGCGGCGAGCGGUAUCCGUGGGCGAGGAGACGAUAAAUACGCCAAUGUUUGUGCAGCUGGAGCCGACGGCCGUGUACAUUAUGACCGAGCAGCUGGGCCACUUUGCCGUCGUGGCCGAGCCGCGCAUUCAACAGCCGGCGAUCAAGAUGAAGCUGCUCGCCUUUAGCCAGCACACGCCGCCCAGCAGCAGCGCCAACUGCAGCCUGCGCAUCUAUGUGGUCAAGGAUUUUCCCAACAGCCGGGACAUAUGCGCCAAUGUCGAGUGCAAGUUAGGCGGCAGCUAUCUGGGCGAGAGUCAGGUCUUUGGCUUCGUGCUGAACAGCCUCAAUCUGAAUAUACGCGUGCGCUGCCGAGAUGCCGACUUGGGAGCUGGCGAUGCGGCAGAUGCGCCCUACGAACAUGCCAUACCCUACCAGCAUAUAUUGAGCAACAAUUCCAUAUUGCACUGCGAGUUCAGUGUGCGGCGCCAGGAGCAGCAGACGCUGUGCGUCGACUUUGGCCAGGGUGAGCAGUUCGACUUUUAUACGUUCAGCAUGCCCGGCCAGGGACAGGGCCUGGGCCUGGGUUCGGCCGAGGAGCUGGCCUCGACAACGAACACGACCAUCUCGAUAGAUCGCCAGGGCAACUAUGUGAACGAGAGCUGUGUCCUGGACUUUGUCCAGCUGCCACAUGCCACGAAGCGCUUGAUAUGCGCCGCCUUGGAUCCGCCGCGUGCGGACGAGCGCGACUGGCGGCUGCUGGCCAAGAAGUUGAGCACGGAUCGGUAUAUUGCAUACUUUGCCACCAAACCCUCGCCCACCGAACAGAUACUCAAUCUGUGGGAGUGUCGCGCCAACAGUGGGGGCGGCAGCGCAGGAGAGGGCGCAAUUGGCGGCGGCGGCGGCAUUUCUAACGGUAACAGUUCCAGUUGCAUUUCGCAUGCGAACAGCAUAAUGUCGCUGCUGCUGACGCUCAAGGAGAUGGGACGCCAGGAUGUGCUGGACAUCAUAGUGGACACCAUUGGGCCGCUGUGGAUUUAGGUCGGGGGGGAAAGCUGUUGAAAACAACAACUAAACAAAACAUGUUCAUGAGUUGCCUUUUAUUUGAAAAAUGUUUAAAAAAAAAAAAGAGAGUGCGAACGAAAUGGGAAACGAAGCGAAACGAAACGAAUCGAAAAAUAUGAAACAUGCUAAAAAUGUAAUCAAAGUCUAGGCAUAAGGCAUAAGGCAUAGACAUAGUCACAUAGUCUGUACUAGUUACGUAGUCUAAGCUAAAGAUAUAUAUAUAUAUAUAUAUAUAUAUAUAUAUUAUAUAUAAUAUAUGUGUAGUGUGUUGUGUUCGAGUCUUUUUAGAACUCUGAACAUUUGCUCAACGAACUCUGUUCCCCAUGGGUGCCAUGCAUUUUUGAUACUAAACUAAAAUACAUUAAAUAUACAUAUAUAUUAUAUAGAAUUAAAUGUAAGUUUACGAUUAUGUUGAAAGUUAUUUGUGGCUUAGCAAACUUAUAGUUUUAAACAUUAGUUUGUAGUUUUCACGUAUAUCGAAUAUUUAGUAGGGGUAUUCAGCUACUAACUAAACAGAAAAAAAAACAUGUGCUAAGUUUUCAAGUUUCUAGGCAAAGCAUCCCCCCCCCUCUGCCAGCUUGAACUGCUGACUAUAUGGCGGCGUCUAUAUAUGUUCAGGCAGUUGAAAACUGUUUGCCAAAUCGUUGAAUUUACUCAACCGACUCUAGUUAUAGACCAUAAUAAAAAAGAAAGCGUAGCAUACCUAUAUACACUCACACAUUUACAUAUAUACAUAUAUAUAGAAAGCGUAUAGAAUGUAGUGGAAGAAACAUUAAGAAACCGAGUAGCUUGUUAGACAUACUCAAGUGAUAACCUUUGUAUUUGUCUCUAGUUUAUAAGUUCACAAACUGUCGUUUCAAAAAUCAAACAAGAUAACAAGAACAACAACAAGAACAAAUGAAUAUUUCAGCAAUAAUAACGAAUAUUUAAUGGCCCAAUGAAUAAGCAUACAAUUUAGUCCUAUAUGCAAAACAUAAAAGAGAACAAAAACUGUAGUUUAAACAUUCUAACUAAAUCGAAUACAAAUUGAUGAACAGUUCCCGGUUUUGAUUGAUUUUUUU